This is a messenger RNA of Ctenopharyngodon idella (grass carp), 2982 nucleotides long. RefSeq lists its product as uncharacterized. Gene Ontology annotation, biological process: cell adhesion. Gene Ontology annotation, cellular component: membrane. The transcript has 8 exons. The coding region runs from base 68 to 997 and encodes 309 amino acids. The record is from RefSeq and is a predicted model, not a curated record. NCBI's taxonomy places the organism in Eukaryota, Metazoa, Chordata, Actinopteri, Cypriniformes, Xenocyprididae.
GCUUUAUCCCUCGUGUGACACACAGUGAAACAAACCAAAACCUCACCCACUCUCACAGUCACACCACAUGCUGCAGGACCGCUCGCUCAGGAUGGCGACACACAGAAAAUGCCAUAAAUCCUCAGAUGUUGCUUUCUUAGUCUGUAUUUUUGCUGUCUUAUUUCAAGCUGUGAUUUGUGAAGAUUCGGAAGGCAUCAUCCGUGGGGAUAAUGAUUUAGUUGCUCCAACAGUAAAGGUGCAUGUCAAAGGAGUUUCUCAGAUCCAGAUUGUCGUUUUCCCAACCAUUUUACCUGAUUCAUGGACCUCAGAGACACCAGGAGUGGACAGUGAGACCACUCAACCAACUCAACCUGACACACAGACCCCAGAUCAGACCCACUCAAACCCACCUGAAAAAAACAGUGUUACUUCAAAGGGCAAUGUGGUCUGUGUGGAUAAAAUACCAGUGCGCUACAAAUAUGAUGUGCUGCUGAAACUAAAGGCCUCCUCCACAUGUGAAGAGACUAAAGCCAGGAUACAGAGUGUUCUAGAACAUCUUUGUGGUGAAGAUUGCAAACUUGAAAUCUAUCAGAAAGACAACACAGAUGAGAUCAUGGUUUAUGGAGACAGCAUUGAAGCUGAUCCUGAAGGAAUGGCUGGGAAGUUCAACAAUGACAACAUUACCGAUAAGGUGGAAGUGGAUGAGGCGGUGUCUCGCAUGGGCCAGCGCUCUAAAAUUGUCUUGAUUUCUCUUCUGAUUGCGGGUUUGCUUCUUGCUGCUUUGCUAAUAGCUGGAUACUUUCUAAAGACUCAUCGAGGACAAUCAAAAGGGCUACGACUGGCUGAGGACUCCUUCCAAGUGGAUCAAGAUAACCAAGGCAACACACUGCUGUCUGUGGCUCCUCUGCCUCAACAGGAGCCUCUGGACAAGCCCAUCAUCAACGGCGAGUCUCCAGAUUCACCCCCCACCAAUGGACACUCUGCCACCCAAUCACAAGUGGCCGAUACUCUGAUGUAAGAGGCUCGAGUCAACAUCAAUCCAAUGAUCAACAAGAGUCAACAAACAUCAUGGGCUAUCAUACACAACAACAUUAGGUGUGAUGAAAACUACAACUGAGAUGAUGCUGAGAGAAACAAUCAUGAAAGUAUGAAAAAACUGUUACGUGAGAAGACUAGGCAGCUAGGCAACUAAAUCUGCCCCAGUUGAGUCUGAAAUUUUAGCAGCAUAUGAAUAAUAACGCUUCAGAAACAACAUCUAUUAUGUACAAACAUCAAACAUUUACACUUUCAAAUAUGUUUUUACUGCAACAGUGCAAAAAUUCUUUAGAGAUCUUCCAUGCCAAAGCUUCUCUUAAGGAAUUCGCAAACUGUUAAAUGAUGAAUAGGAUUUGUAUUAUACGUUUACAUGAGCCAAAAUCUCAAGUAUCCAUUUUCAGUAUGGAACGCAUUCUCAAGUCUACAACUGCUGCAGUAGUAAUGGUUAACAAUCAAGUAUCUUUGUUAACAUUAGUUAAUACAUUAAAGGGAUAGUUCAUCCAAAAAUGGAUGUUCUGUCAUCAUUUACUCACCCUCAAGUUGUUCCAAACCUGUAUGAAUUUCUUUCUUCUGCUGAACACAAAAGAUAUUUUGAAGAAUAUCAGUAACCAAACAGUUAAUGGGCCCUUUUGACAAAAUACUACGGAAGUCAAUGGGGCCCAUCAACUGUUUGGUUACCAACAUUCUUCAAAAUAUCUUCUUUUGUGUUCAGCAGAAGAAAGAAAUUUAUACAGGUUUGGAACCACUUGAGGGUGAGUAAAUGAAGACAGAAUAUUCAUUUUUGGGUGAACUAUCCCUUUAAGUAUCAUGAAAUAACGAUAAAAAAAAAAAAACUUUUACAGCAUUUAUUAAUCUACGUUAAUGCUAAUUUCUACAUAUACUACAUAUUUGAACAUCAAAAAUGAACAUUAAAGUAUUAUGAAUGAAGAUGAAUUAACAAUGAACAAUAGUAUAUUCAUGAAUUAACAUCAACUUAGACGAAUAAAUGCUUUAAAAUGUAAAAGUUGGUUCAUGAUACCAAAUUCAUAAAUGUUAAUGAAUUGAACCUCAUUGUGAAGUGUUGUCCUUAUAUUUUCAGGUAUUUCAGAACAGUUUACUAUUGUCUGCAUUCAACAGUUCUUAAAAUUAGGAUACGCUCAGUGGAUUUUUGCAUGCUAGCAUAUGGUUCUCAACCCUGGCGUUUCUCUGACAUAAAUGCAGUCAGUCGCCUAUGUUAGGGUUUUCUACUUGAUACUUUUGAUUUGAUUCACUUCACUAAUGUUCAGGAUUUUUAUGCAUUUCAGACAUUUAUGCAUUUGGCAGAAGCUUUUAUUCAAAGUAACUCGAACAUUCAAAAUACAUUUAUUCUGUAUGUGUGUUUCCUGGAAACUAAACUCAGGACCUUGCCAUUUCUAGCAUUAUGCUCUACCAGUUGAACUAUGGAAAAUUGUGUUAUAAGUACAAAGCUUGAGUGGCAGAGUGGUAACUCUUUACACAUGUACUGCUAAAAUCCUUGAGUGUCAAAUGUCACUCACUAAAAACACAAAAACACAUAGAAUCACUGUCAUCAUCACAUUGACAAGACAACAAAUGACAUAUUUACCUUUACGGUUUUUGUAAUUGCCUAUAUUUUUAUACAAAGUAUAUUUUGUUUUAUACCUUUUUGGAUUGAUGUGUAAUCUAGACAUUCAGUUACUCAUUGGGGGUUGGGGAGGGAGGUGAGAGAAUGAAGAAAAACAUGAAUAUGUAGGAUUGUUGUUUUGUGUAUGUGGAAGUGUAUGUGUAUGAGUGAAUGGUUGUAUUGUUUGUCUCAUUUCAUUUACUGUGGAGAAGCCAAUGUUCUAAGCCACUACACAAUAAACAAUUUUCCUAAUGUUUGCCCACAAUAUCAAUAAUUUAGAGUGAUUAGUAUAGUAUAUGUUCAUUUGCUGUAAUUAUUUUGACAUUCUGAGAAAUCUUGAAAAAAUUAAUAAACUUCUGUUUAUGUCA